Molecule: messenger RNA, 1625 nt
Organism: Menidia menidia (Atlantic silverside)
Lineage: Eukaryota; Metazoa; Chordata; Actinopteri; Atheriniformes; Atherinopsidae
Source: the annotation of a GenBank genome assembly
AAUUAUGUUUAAUAAAACAAACAUGGCGACGCGUUUAUAACUCAUUAACGAUUUUUAUUUGAUAGUUUGAGUCAUAAUCCCUCCUUUUGUUGCAGACGACUGUUUUAAAAUCAUUUCACGAUUCGCCUCGACCAUAGCUAAACCCGUGAAUUUUAUUUUUUAAAUUAAUAACGGAUAUCGAUGUUUGAGUGACAUUUUCUAGCUUGAUGGACGUAUGUAGGCACUUUUGACAGUUAGCAUAGUACCAACGGCCGCUAACUGCCCGAACUCUUUUGAAAACAUGUUAACGAAAGAGUUUGCGUAGAGUUUAAAGUACAGAGUGUUUUCGGAUGUCAAGUUGGUGAAACUAUCUCUGUCUGAAAAUGUUUUCGUCUGUCUGGAAUUUUAUUAAACGUCACAAAAGGAAAUUCAUUUUCACUGGAGCAGUAGUUGGAGGAGUGUACCUCCUUGGUAAAUAUGCCCAGAUGAAGAUUAAGGAAAUCCAGGAGAAGGAGGCGACGGAGUACAUAGCCCAGGCGAGGAGGCAGUUCCACUUUGAGAGCAACCAGAGGACCUGCAACAUGACCGUGCUGUCCAUGCUGCCCCCCCUUAAAGAGGCCAUCGUCACCCAUCUGAACUCAGAGAAUCUCACUGCGCUUCUGAAGACCAAACCAGCUAAUAAGCUGGAGAUCUGGGAAGAUUUGAAGAUCAUAAGCUUUACUCGCACUAUCGUGGCCGUCUACAGCACCUGCAUGCUGGUCGUUCUCCUGAGGGUCCAGCUCAAUAUCAUUGGGGGGUACCUGUACCUGGAUAAUUCUGCUGGGAAGAGUGCAAUGACUCCUCUGGCUCCUCCGGACGUCCAGCAGCAGUACCUGUCCAGCAUCCAGCAUCUGCUCGGAGAUGGUCUGACCGAGCUGAUGUCGGUCAUUAAGAAGGCGGUACAGAACUCCCUUGGGAGCGUGUCUCUGAAGCAGAGCCUGUCCCUGCUGGAGCUGGAGCAGCAGCUGAGCUGGAUCCGGGCCGAGGUGGAGGCCGCCUCUGACCGCUCGCUGUCCUGGUACCUGCUGGCCAACGGGGAGGACGCUCUGGCCGACCAGGCGUGCGGGCUAACGGAAAAGGACGUCAUGACCAUCCGCCUGCUGAACGAGACCCGGGACAUGCUGGACAGUCCAGACUUCAGCACCGUUCUCAACGUCUGUCUGAACCGGGGCUUCUCUCGGCUCCUGGACAACCUGGCCGAGUUCUUCCGCCCGCCCGCCGGCGACUCUACACCCAGCUCAGCACCUGACAGUCUGCCUGCCGUCAGUCUGCCGCUGGCAAAGAUCAUCCCCAUCGUCAACGGUCAGAUCAACACCAUCUGCAGCGAGACGCCCAGCCACUUUGUGCAGGACCUGCUGAUGAACGACCAGGUGAAGGAGUUCGCCGCCAACGUCUACGAGAGCUUCAGCACGCCACAGGGGCUGCAGAAGUAACCAUCCGGACGCACCUGGCCAGGUGGUGGAGGAGGAGGAGGAGGAGCCAAUCAGAAACGGCGUUAGAAGCCCCUCCUUCUCCGGGGAAACGCACCAGAUGCCUCCAGAUGUUUUACCUCUGGGGGGGAAGACUCGGGAGGAACAUGGCCUCAAAAGAAGCGGAAGCCGGGCUAC